AUGACCGAAGAGUCAGCUUCCGUGCCUUCUGCCCCGGGGGCGGAGGCCGCUCCCUCAGCCGACAAGAAAAAGAGGAAGGUGUCUAAGACCGCCACCAAGAAGCGUUCAUCUUCUUCCACAAAGGCCAAGUCUACAAAGGGAAAGACCUCUAGCAGCAAGUCCAAGGAAAGCAGGUCUGCGCAGGACAAAGCAGACAAGCCCGAACGGUCCGAGACUGCCGAGGUUCCAGCAGAGGAUGAACAGCAGCAGAACGAUUCUACAAAAAACUUCGAGGCUGCAGCGGAGUCGCAUAUGGUGAGCUCCGAGCCGUCAGCGGGGACAGCUGUACAGGAACUUGAACGAGAGGCUUGCGAAGAGGAAGGCGAGCCGCUUUUGCCAAUGGACGAAGACGGGAAGCAGCCAGAGGCUCCCGUGGAGUAUCAGGAAUCCAGAGAAAAUGCUCAUGAAGACGGUGAGAAAGAAAAGGUGAAUGAAGAAGCGCUCAAGGAAGCGCAGGCGGAGAAGAAGGCUCCUCUCAAUGCGAAGCCAGGCGAGGCGGGGGCAGCAGGCCCACGCCACCCUUCAGUGAAGCGACAACAUAUGCCAUGGAGCUCUUCCCCACUUCUUGAGUGUAUACCGAGAACAUCUCUCAAUGGGGUCUGCGGGGGCCCAUGGAGGAGUUCUGCCUAUUGCAGCUGGCUUCACGACACAGUCGGGUGCACCUGCAGGCGCGUUGCGGGGGGUCCUCUGCCCGAGAAGUGGGGAGCAUUUUCUGAUUUCUUAGCUGCUAUUGAUAUUCGAGACACCGCGGACAAGAAGUCACGAGGGGAGCUGGACUUAGUUGGCACUAACAAUGCAGAUGAGGAGAAAGCUGCGAAAGAGGCCUUUGGAGAAGCGGAGAAGGACCCACAGCAGCAGGAAGAAUAUGCUUCACCAAACCCUCUAAUGGUGGAAAAGCUUCUUUUGCUUCCCUGCAAAACUUUCCUAUCUACCGCGUUCGCCCCCCAACUGCUACACUGCCGGCCCUUCUCGCCUAUAGGGCUGCAGGAGCAGUUUGACGGGGCCCAAAGGCGCAGAGCUGGGUUAAGCAGGAGGUUCGCGCGCCUUGCUGCUGGUGCAGCACACACAAAGCCGACGGCGGCAGAGGACAAGCGGGAGGAUCAGCAGGAGAAAAGUUCUGCAGAAAAGGAUCAGCAGCAAGAGCAGCCCGAGCAGAGUCUCCCCGCUCGUCGCCCGCCUACAUGCGGCUCUGAGUGUCUGAUAGACGAGGGCCGUAUGCGAAUCCUGUCAGUCAUAAAUUUGUGCCUUACAGAGCGUCACUAUGAGCCUCAGCUGCUCCGGCGGGAUUGUUUGCCCGUGUUUUGGCAUAAGAGCCAAGGGGGUGGAGAGGUUCCCACCCCCGAAAGUCUCCUUAACUAUUUCAAGCUUUUGUCUCUCCUCACCAUGCAAGGCAUUCGUGUAGCUGAGCAUUGGGCGGCUGCAGCGGACUGUGCCGUGUGCAAUUCUGGGACUGGGGCGGCGACUCCGCAGAAGGGCAACUCGAGGGAAGAGGCAUCCAAGGAGGUGACCCCGUGCACAUGCAGCUGGCGUUUUACAGUCGUAACGCAUUGCACUCAUGGAGUGAACAGGACAGGAUACAUGGUAUGCGCGCUGCUGAUGGCGUUGUUGGGCCUCUCGGCAGCGGAAGCUCAGGGAGUUUUUAAGGCAGCGAGGGGGCAUGCGAUUCCUCGGGAGGAGAUCAUCGCUGCCCUGCAGCAAUUGGAGAAAGAGGGAGUUUCUGAGGCUAUGCGGGCGGCCCUUGCGGCCCCUGAGCUGCAUCCAGUAUAUGCAGAGAAUGCAGCAGCUGAUGGCGUUGAAUUGCAGAAGGGCAGCUGUUUUGUUCGUGUCGCCACGGCGGCAGCACCAACAGAAACUGGGAGGACCAUUCCCAUAUCAGGUGGCUUUAAGAAGAGCCUCACGUCCUACAGGGAGUUGGAAAGGCAAAGGCUCAUAAGGGCGAAGCAAGCUUCGCAGAACAGGGAGCAGAGGGAGCAAAAGCAACAGCAGCAACAGGAGUCAAAGGACGCCGCAGUGAAGGAAGAGGCGACAGGAGAAGCAGAGGGGGGGAACAUCUGCGAGGCAAAGGGAGAAUCUUCUGAUGUCAAGGUAGAGGAAGCGCCGGGUGCAGUCACAGAGCAAACAGCAGCAGGGGCGGCUGAAGACGCCAAGGAGGUAUUUUUGACGGAGGAUGAAAUGAAACAGCUGCCAGUUGUCCCAUCAGAAGUCCCCAACAACGGUGUGGUUCUGUUUGGUCCUCUUUCCAAUGCCUUGUUGGCCCCUGAGGAGCUGCUAUUGUACCUACUAGACUUGCAUCCUAAUCUCCGUAUGUGCGAUUACCGCGUCCUUGCAUCGUCCAAUGUCAAUCAGCAUCUGGGAUAUCCCGCGACCAAUAAGAAGACAGGUUUCAGGCGUCGCAGACGAGUGGGAGUCCCCAACAGAACGAGUGGGCCGAAAGCAGAGGAUGAGGGGGAACCGGUACAACAACCGCCAGAGCAGGCGGAGGAACAGGCACCGCAGCAGGAUGCAGUUGCCCCACAGCCCAUGGAGAAACCUUUGGCGUAUCACUACAUCUUGUAUGUGCAGGCGGCAGAUCCUUUUUCGUUCGAAACUCUCGUAGCGUCCGAACUUGUCUCGCUCCGCAAGCAGCCCCUUCAGGCCUUCACUUUAGACUUCCUGCCGUAUAUCCUCGCACGAGGGAAAGAGCUCGAUGCCGUCGCGCUCAACUGGUCCGUCCAGCAUCCCCCCAGACCCAAGCGGGGGCCUCCACCGCUCCCACUGCCCUUUGGAGCUCCAUUCCCCCCCCCAGGAUUUGGGGGCCCUAUUCCGCCGCCUCAUCCGUGGAUGGGGCCUGGAGGUUUUCGCAAGAGGGGUUCCGUGGAUGUGGAUGUCAUUCCUCCUUUUAUGCGCGGAAACGGCCGGUUCGGAGGACCGGCCGCUGAUUGUGGAGGCAAGCCAGUAGCGCCCCCGCCCCCUCCCUUCUUCGGGGGGGGAGGCCAGUGGAGAGAACCACCUCCCCCUCCUCCCCCUUCCAAGAAUGCAGGGGCAUGGAAAGGCCCUGAGCCGCAAGUGAUACCUCCGCACUUCCCGGUGCCAGGAGUUCCUGAGUUUCGCCCGGGGUAUCCACAGGAUGGCCCCCGCCAAUUUGAUGAGAGGAGCAAAGACCCGGGGGCUCGAGCAUCUCGGCAGGGGCCCCCUCGAGACUUCUAUGACGCGGUCCGACAGCAAACACCGACGCCUUCUGCGGGGGGCUCAUGGAGAGCCCACAAUCCACAGGGCUGGACGCCUUGUGUUCAGGGAGCUUUAGCAGGCGGACACGCUUUUCAGAUGCCCAAGGACAACGCAGAGGGUGGGACCUGGGGCACCAACAACUGGGAAAGUUGCAGGCCCCAGGGGGCCUCAGAUGGUUGGAACCAAGGGCCCCCUGGACCUGAGUGCGCAGGUACGUCCAAGCGCCGUAGGCCGAACGCGGAUGGUGGCUUCAGUGGAGAAUGGAAUUCCCAUUUGCCUGCUGGCAGAUCCGGAGGAGAGUGGGGAGGCGCUGUGUGUAACAACUCCGCUGGAGCUUCUCAGUCGGAGUGGGGCGGCUCUGAUAGACCUUUGGGGGCCCCUGGACGUGAGGCUUUUGGAUGUUCUCGUGGCAGCGAUUUCCAAGCUGGAGGCGCAAUUCGGGGCUCUAUGAAUGGAUUUAGUAACCAAUGUUCUCCUCAGCACCGCGAUGCUCAGCUUAGUAACCCCGGCGGUCCAGGUAUGAUGCAGCAGCAGCAGGGCUUUGGCAGCGUGCCCCAAACAUUCUUGCAGCAGCAGCAGGGCUUCGGCAGCGUGCCCCAAACAUUCUUGCAGCAUCAGGCUGGAGGAAGCCCAUGUCCUCCGGCUUAUUCUUCCUCAUCCCUUCCGCAAGGAGGGAACUCCGAGUUCAGUGCUGCGCAGCAGCAGCAAUAUCAGCAGCAGGAGCCCGUUCCUGGGUAUGUGAUACAGCUGCUUCAGCAGCAGGCAGCACAGAGAGGAGCCUCCGUCGACCCGCAAGUGUUGGCGCAGCUAUACACGCAGUACUAUCAAUCCUUCUUGAGUUCAAUCUCUAACUCUUCUAGCGGCCAGCAAGUUACUCAGGACCAGCUCAUGCAGUACUUGCAGCAGGUGCAGCAGCAGCAGCCAAUGCAUUGA
This is a messenger RNA of Cyclospora cayetanensis, 4179 nucleotides long. RefSeq lists its product as uncharacterized. Gene Ontology annotation, molecular function: mRNA guanylyltransferase activity; protein tyrosine/serine/threonine phosphatase activity. The record is from RefSeq and is a predicted model, not a curated record. The transcript has a single exon. Bases 1 to 4179 code for a protein of 1392 amino acids. Gene Ontology annotation, biological process: dephosphorylation; 7-methylguanosine mRNA capping. NCBI's taxonomy places the organism in Eukaryota, Apicomplexa, Conoidasida, Eucoccidiorida, Eimeriidae.